GCCUGAGUCACGUGGUAUGGGGAGAGGUGGGCGGGGACCUGGAGAUCGCUAGCGGCGACGGGGGGGCGCGAGGCGGCGGCGUCCGUGGCUUUGGGUCGCGUCCCACGGUCUUCGGGCCCACGCCGCCACUCCGGUACCCCACGCCGUGGUCUCUGCCCAUUUCCCAAACAGGACCGGGCUUCUCCGUGCUCGCGCGUCGGUUUGCGGGUUUGCGCAGGCGCGGCGGGGGAGUUUAGCUCGGUUGGGUGGGCGGCAGAGCCCAGGAGCGCGCGGGCGAAACCAUGGCGGGCAGCAGCACGGGGGGCGGUAAUGUUGGGGAGACGAAGGUGAUUUACCACCUGGACGAGGAAGAGACACCUUACCUGGUGAAGAUCCCAGUCCCAGCCGAGCGCAUCACCCUCGGCGAUUUCAAGAGCGUUCUGCAGCGGCCCGCGGGCGCUAAGUACUUUUUCAAGUCUAUGGAUCAGGAUUUCGGAGUGGUGAAGGAAGAAAUUUCAGAUGACAAUGCCCGCCUUCCCUGCUUCAAUGGAAGGGUGGUAUCCUGGCUGGUUUCAUCAGAUAACUCCCAGCCUGAGGUGGCUCCUCUAGCCCAUGAGCCUCGGACAGAAUUGGUGCCUCCACCCCCACCAUUACCUGCUUUACCACCAGAGAGGACCAGUGGCAUUGGGGACUCUAGGCCUCCAUCCUUCCACCCAAAUGUGUCCAGCAGCCAUGAAAAUCUGGAGCCUGAGACAGAAACUGAGUCGGUCGUGUCCCUGAGGCAGGAGCGGCCUCGAAGGAGAGACAGCAGUGAGCAUGGCGCUGGGGGCCAUAGGCCCAGUGGCCCCUCAAGGCUGGAGCGCCACCUGGCUGGGUAUGAGAGCUCCUCUACCCUCAUGACCAGUGAGCUGGAGAGUACCAGCCUGGGGGACUCAGACGAGGAUGACACCAUGAGCAGGUUCAGCAGCUCCACAGAGCAGAGCAGUGCCUCCCGUCUCCUCAAGCGCCACCGGCGACGGAGGAAACAGCGGCCACCUCGCAUGGAGAGGACCUCGUCCUUCAGCAGUGUCACAGAUUCCACAAUGUCUCUCAACAUCAUCACAGUCACCCUCAACAUGGAGAAAUACAACUUCUUGGGCAUCUCCAUUGUGGGCCAAAGCAACGAACGUGGUGACGGAGGCAUCUACAUUGGAUCUAUCAUGAAGGGGGGCGCUGUCGCAGCUGAUGGGCGUAUUGAGCCAGGAGACAUGCUUCUGCAGGUGAAUGACAUGAAUUUCGAGAAUAUGAGCAAUGAUGAUGCUGUGCGGGUGCUGAGGGAUAUUGUACACAAGCCGGGUCCCAUCGUGCUGACGGUAGCCAAGUGUUGGGAUCCCUCUCCUCAGGCCUACUUCACUCUACCCCGAAAUGAGCCCAUCCAGCCAAUUGAUCCUGCUGCCUGGGUGUCACACUCUGCUGCACUGACUGGAACCUUUCCAGCUUAUCCAGGUUCCUCAUCCAUGAGCACCAUUACAUCUGGAUCUUCUCUACCUGAUGGCUGUGAGAGCCGGGGUCUCUCCAUCCAUAUGGACAUGGCAUCUGUGACUAAGGCCAUGGCAGCACCAGAGUCUGGGCUGGAAGUCCGGGACCGCAUGUGGCUCAAGAUCACCAUUCCAAAUGCCUUUCUGGGCUCGGAUGUGGUCGACUGGCUUUACCAUCAUGUGGAAGGAUUUCCUGAGCGAAGGGAGGCCCGAAAGUAUGCCAGCGGGCUGCUGAAGGCAGGCCUCAUCCGACACACUGUGAACAAGAUCACCUUCUCUGAGCAGUGUUAUUAUGUCUUCGGGGAUCUCAGUGGCGGCUGUGAGAAUUACCUUGUCAACCUAUCUCUGAAUGACAAUGAUGGCUCCAGUGGGGCUUCAGACCAAGACACCUUAGCUCCUUUGCCUGGGGCGACCCCAUGGCCCCUGCUGCCCACCUUCUCUUACCAGUACCCUGCCCCACACCCCUACAGUCCUCAGCCCCCACCCUACCAUGAGCUUUCGUCAUACACCUAUGGUGGGGGCAGUGCCAGCAGCCAGCACAGUGAGGGGAGCCGGAGCAGUGGGUCAACAAGAAGUGAUGGGGGUGCCGGGCGCACGGGGAGGCCUGAGGAACGGGCCCCUGAGUCCAAGUCUGGCAGUGGCAGUGAGUCUGAGCCCUCCAGUCGGGGAGGCAGCCUUCGGCGGGGUGGGGAUCCCGGUGGGAGUGGUGAUGGGGGCCCUCCUCCAUCUAGGGGCUCAACAGGGGGUGCUCCUAAUCUCCGUGCUCACCCAGGGCUCCAUCCGUAUGGACCUCCCCCUGGCAUGGCUCUCCCCUACAACCCCAUGAUGGUAGUCAUGAUGCCCCCACCCCCACCCCCUGUCCCUCCAGCAGUGCAGCCCCCAGGAGCCCCUCCAGUGAGAGACCUGGGCUCUGUGCCCCCAGAACUGACAGCCAGUCGCCAAAGCUUCCAUAUGGCCAUGGGCAACCCCAGUGAAUUCUUUGUGGAUGUUAUGUAGAGCCUGGUGUGGGGCCAUGUUAGGUCUGCACCCUUGGCCUGCCCUGUAUCCGCUUGGUGCUCCUGUUCUGCAACUGGGUGUCUUGCCAGUCAUCUUCAUUGCUCCUUGCAGUGCCAGGGCUCGGCCCGGCAGUUGCUGCCUACCAUAAGAUAUUGCCACUGUGACUCACCAGCAGUGCCUGGUCCUCCUCCUUCCCUCAGGGGUGGAUAAGGAACCUUUGGUUACUUUUAGCUUUAUUAUUUUUAUAUAAGCCUUUUUUGGGGGGUAAAAUAGACUUUCUUACAUUUUGGGGCUAUUUUUUAAUAGACACUUCCUCUUUUAUAUGGAGAAUCCUUGUUUCCUAGGCCCCUUCUAGCCCCAGAAUGUGAUCACCUCCAGUUGCCUGGUCAGGUCUGUCCUUUGCAGUAUGGGGGAUGGUCAGUGGUACCCUGGGAGGAAGAAGAGGGCUGGGCACCCUAGACAGCAGUCCAAGGAAAUUGGGUGUCUGGUGUUUGAGGGCUGUGUAGCUGCCUUUGUUAUCUUAUUUAUUUUAGUCAUUUGUAUAAAACACCAAAUAAAGCAAUAGAGGCAAACUU
Chinchilla lanigera (long-tailed chinchilla) is the source of this 3067-nucleotide messenger RNA. It is a transcript of the gene Dvl2, whose product is annotated as dishevelled segment polarity protein 2. Gene Ontology annotation, biological process: canonical Wnt signaling pathway; intracellular signal transduction. The record is from RefSeq and is a predicted model, not a curated record. Lineage: Eukaryota; Metazoa; Chordata; Mammalia; Rodentia; Chinchillidae. Gene Ontology annotation, cellular component: cytosol. Bases 282 to 2492 code for a protein of 736 amino acids. Gene Ontology annotation, molecular function: frizzled binding. The transcript is spliced from 15 exons.